Messenger RNA from Mya arenaria, 774 nucleotides. Its product is annotated as mucin-1-like. Bases 1 to 774 code for a protein of 257 amino acids. The transcript has a single exon. The record is from RefSeq and is a predicted model, not a curated record. NCBI's taxonomy places the organism in Eukaryota, Metazoa, Mollusca, Bivalvia, Myida, Myidae.
AUGUUUACUUCACAGGCGUUGCCCACAACUACAGCAGGACCCACGGCCAUUUGCACACCAGACCUGACACUCGUUUCUAUUCCUCAGGCGUCGCCCGUCACUACAGCAGGACCUACAGCCACAUGCACACCGAACCUGACGCUCAUGUGUACUCCUCAGGCAUCGUCUGCCACUACAUCAGGACCCACGGCCACUUGCACACCAGACCUGACGCUCUCGUCUUCACAUCAGGCGUCACCAGCCACUACAGCAGGACCCACGGCCAUUUGCACAUCAGACCCGACGCUCAUGUCUACUCCUCAGGCGUCGCCCGCCACUACAGCAGGAUCCACAUCCUCUUGCACACGCGACCUGUCGCUCAUGUCUACUCCUCAGUCGUCGCCCGCCACUACAGCAGGACCCACAGCCACUUGCAAACCAGACCCGACGCUCAUGUCUACUCCUCAGGCACGCCCGCCACUACAGCUGGCCACUUGCACACCAGACCUGACGCUCGUAGUUACUUUUCAGGCGUCGCUCGCCACUAGAAGGACCCACGGCCACUUUCACAUCAGACCCGACUCCCAUUUCUACUCUUCAGGCGUCGCCCGCCACUACCAGGACCCACGGCUCCUUGCACAUCAGACCCGACGCUCAUAUCUACACCUCAGGCGUCGUCCGCCACAACAAAUGGACCCACAACCUUUUGCACACCUGACCCGGCGCUCAUGUCUACUCCUCGGGCCUCGCCCGCCACUACAGCAGGACCCACGGCCACUUGCAUACCAGACUUGA